Trichoplusia ni (cabbage looper) is the source of this 2421-nucleotide messenger RNA. RefSeq lists its product as uncharacterized. The transcript is spliced from 2 exons. The coding region runs from base 462 to 878 and encodes 138 amino acids. NCBI's taxonomy places the organism in Eukaryota, Metazoa, Arthropoda, Insecta, Lepidoptera, Noctuidae. The record is from RefSeq and is a predicted model, not a curated record.
CUGACUAGACUACUUGUAACCUAUUUUCACAAAUAAAGAUGAUUUAUUGAUUGUUUACGAACUACCCUUUAAAAAAAACAUUUUUUUUCAGGCGCCGGCUAGCAAUUUGGGCUAACAAAGAGCACAUCGCAUAAUUUUUUCCAAGCGAUGAUUACCCUGAUCUCUUAAAAAUGAACAUGUAAAAAACUCCAUACGCCAAAGUAGUAGCUGGUGAGGAAGGUCAAACGAUUUGUAUAGAGCGGUUAAAAUCCUCUUAUAAAACUCUCCAUUUGUCGGAGAGGAGCUCAACAAUACCUAAAAUAAAAGAAGUGGCUUGUUCUCCGCAAAAACGUGCAAGUAAGGACACGCGCCAAAGACCCAAUGAUGAUCUCGCACCGGUUGGGGGAAAACAUGCCAAGAAGCAUGGCGGACCGGAGGCUUCUACCAACGCUGUCGAGAACUACGAUUUGCGUGUCUUCAUAAUGCUAGAACCAUUCUACGAUCUCACGAAAAAACAGUCGAUGGUAAUCAAGAGGAAAGUCGAAAGAGCGUACGACGAAACAAUCUUCUCCAAAGAUUCAAAAGUGCGGACCCCUAAUUUCAGGAAGAAGACUUUGAUGAAUAAAGGAGUCAUCGAGAUGUGUUGCGAAGAUGAGUUCGCACUAGAAUGGCUCCGAAAAAUCAUCGCCGGCACACCCUCGCCGAGAUCAGACGCGAAACUAGUGGUACGCCGGCAGAGAGAGCUGCAGAACAGACUUCAGGCUAUGAUUAAUCAGCCGGAAGACGAUUCAGUGGAACGCCACGUGCCAGGCUACACAAGGCGAAUGCGGACAAAUACAAUAUCAAUAGUUGGAGCUUCCACAAUGCAAAAAAAGGAAGAAAAACAUAAUAUAAACUAGAAAAACCAACCAGCUUAAGUAUAAACAUGAGAAACUAUUACAAGAGAUAUUUUGAAGCGGAAUGAAUGCUGCCGGCGCUAUAUGCUUGGAUCCGUAUUCGUAGAAAUUCAUGAAGAUCAAGAUUCCGACUAGCGGGUCCCUCAAGAUCAACUCACGAGGCCGCUAGAGCCCAAACCGAGGAGCCAGUUAGUUUUAGAACAUCACCCAGCGCCCGAGCAACUUGUUGUUUACAAGUUUUUUAGGUAUAAGUAGAGUAUCCGAUAGGAUGAAAGAACGUCGUUUUCAAUUCUGUAAUUUUUUACUUACGUAACAAGUUUAUAAUAAACAUAUUUUUUUAACAACAAAAGCAUACCUACAGCCUACUAACUGACUUCAAAUAAAAACUCCUGAUCCUUGUUGCAAGUUUUAUAGGACCAAAUGACUGAUAAUCAACGUUAAAUUAAAACAUAAUAACAAUUAUAAUAUAUCCGCUCCCUAAUUUAGACUAAUUGAGAAACCUUUUUAACAAGUGGUUGAAAAAUCUGAUAUAGGUACUAGCCGUACUAGGAACCCAGUCUUCACCGUAAACUGUAUGAAACAUGCAUCUUACGCCGAAGUUAAAAAUUAUUACAUUCUUAUGUAAUUGCUUGUUUUCAAUGUCAUCUUGCGAGGCAAGAAAAUGUUUCAUAUAUCGCGCAGUUUCGUUGAUCGUAAUGAUCGUUAGAAUAAAAAAGCGGCAAAAUCUUUGACAGACACUCCGUUGAAGGCAAUGUUAAUAAAAACAAUUCCUGGCAUUCUCGUAUUUGUACCGUUUCAGAGUCUGUGUCGUGUAUUUAUUUAUAUUACUAAACUAAGUUUUUGUUUAAGAAGUCCAGCCCCCGUAAAGGUGCGGCCUCAUGUAGUCGCUCGGAGCUCGUUUGCAACGACACAUCUGGUCACGUGACCUCAUUUUAAAUUUCUCGCGUCUUGAAAUGGUCACCUUCGUAUUAUUAUGUAGUGACAAAGCUGAAAAGGUUGAGGGUGAGAGGUGAGACAAGUCUACAUAAGUGUAGUGCUGCAACUUAUAAUUUAACUCCUGUAAAUAAUGGAAUCAAUCAAUAAAGGCGCUUAUUUCUUUCACAUGUAUAACUGGCACAGGGUACGAACGAGGUUAGGACAUCAGCAACACAGCGAGUCAGCGACUGCAUGAAGCAGCAAUUUUUCGAGUCAUGGAAAUUUAAAAAAUGGGAUCACGCGACUCGAUGGGUCGUACCUUAACGCUACCUUAAAAACUAAAACUUAACUAAACUUUCCUGAUGUAACUAUACUCUUAACAAUGUUCUAAAAACACGUUUAUAUUAAAUAAUUAUUUUCAUUUAAUAUCAGGUUCAGGUUUCAAAAGAAUGUCAUUUUACUUUUAAGUUGACGAUCAAAAUACCUGGUUUCUAAAUCGGUAGAGAUGUGAGAAUACCAGGAAACCUAAAAUUUGUUUUUCUUAUUAUAGCCAUGUUUAAGAUAAUUUGCAAGAUAAGAAUGGAAAAUUUAUUAUGAUAGCUCUGAUAACACAAAUGAAACUAAUGGCAUA